Dictyostelium purpureum is the source of this 189-nucleotide messenger RNA. RefSeq lists its product as uncharacterized. The transcript is spliced from 2 exons. NCBI's taxonomy places the organism in Eukaryota, Evosea, Eumycetozoa, Dictyosteliales, Dictyosteliaceae. The coding region runs from base 1 to 189 and encodes 62 amino acids. The record is from RefSeq and is a predicted model, not a curated record.
AUGUUAUUUAAAUCAUUACAAUCAAUUUCCCAAAAUCAAACAAAAGUCCAAAAGAACUUUGUUGAAGUUUAUCAUAGCACCAACCAAUCAAUAAACAGUGUUGCACUACUUGACAAUAACAAUGUUGGUCUUAUUGGAAACAACUGUGGUAAUAAUGUUCUUGGUGUUCUCUCUAAACAAAACCAAUAA